This is a messenger RNA of Planococcus citri (citrus mealybug), 2254 nucleotides long. Its product is annotated as glucose dehydrogenase [FAD, quinone]-like. Gene Ontology annotation, molecular function: flavin adenine dinucleotide binding; oxidoreductase activity, acting on CH-OH group of donors. NCBI's taxonomy places the organism in Eukaryota, Metazoa, Arthropoda, Insecta, Hemiptera, Pseudococcidae. Bases 338 to 2185 code for a protein of 615 amino acids. The transcript is spliced from 3 exons. The record is from RefSeq and is a predicted model, not a curated record.
UUAGCAAACCGUUAUCAUACAUGAUCGAGCAUAUGCCGGUAUGCUGGAGUGAAAGUAAUUACCGGGGUGUUUUUUAAAUUAAAACAUAAUUAUGAAUUUCCAAUAAUUAAGAUUUUUGAAAAUAAGUAUUUUUAAUGUGUAACAAUUUUUUAAAAUAAUUUGGGAGUUGAUUUUUACGUUGCCUAAUUAAAAAUGUAGUUUUAUCGUGUGAAAUUUUGUGAAGCACGUCACUUGCCAGUUGAAAUAUUUUGGACGAGUUGUCAUCCUAAUUACCUAAAAUUGUGCAUUCCUUCCAAACAAAAUUUUCGGACGAUCAGCUUAAAAAAAUAUUUUCAACAUGUUGUUGCAUUUACUCUCUAUUUGUUGCAUUUUGGCUCACAAAGUCACCUCAGAACCGACCUAUCCGGCAGAUUUCUCAUCUAAUUUAUGCGAAAAUGAUAUCCCUUUCCAUUUCAUCGUCGUAGGCGCCGGAAGCGCCGGAUCAACAUUGGCAGUGCGUCUGAGCGAGGUAGAAACAUGGAACGUGUUACUUUUAGAACGAGGCGACGACCAGCUCGGCGAUCACACAGACAUGCCGUGGAACUGGAUCCAUAAUUUGAAAACCGAUAUGGAUUACGAUUACCAAUCAGAACCGGAUGAAAACCUAUUCAAAGGAUUGGAAAACCAAGUUAGUUCGAUAGCGAGAGGUAAAGCGAGCGGUGGAGGGUCUACUAUAAACGCUCAACUAUUCUUACGAGGGUCUCGAAAAGAUUACGAUGACUGGAGAGAUCUAGGAUGCGAAGGUUGGGAUUACGAGUCAGUGUUACCUUAUUUCAAAAAAAUGGAAGAUUACAGGGGUAGAACUUACAAUCCUGCUUAUCAUGGUAGAGGAGGUCCUCUUACUGUAUCAACUUUACACGCAGUCGACCCAGUUGUGCCAGUUUUUUUGCAAGCUUUUGCAGAAACAAACUUGACCUACGUGCCUGAUUUGAACGGCGAUUUUAGAGCCGGGUUCGGGUUCCCAGAUAGUACUACGAGGGAUGGUCGACGAUGCAGCACUUUCAAAGCCUAUACACCUUUGGCAAAAUCCAGGAAAAAUUUCUUUUUCGCUAGAAACGUUUUCGUAAGGAAAGUAAUAAUCGAAGAGAAAACCAAAACUGCUACAGGUGUCGAAGUCUCAUUAGCCAAUGGUAAAACUUGUUCGAUUAAUGUUCUCAAAGAAGUUAUUCUAUCAACAGGCACUAUAGCAUCGCCUCAACUCCUUAUGCUAUCAGGUAUUGGUCCAAAACCCCAUCUCGAAUCAUUAGGUAUACCGGUAAUAGCUGAUUUACCAGUGGGUCAAAAUUACCACGACCAUCCUGGUUUCAUGGGUAUGAUUUUGACCGAUCGAAUCAAUCGUUCGACAGCUCAAAUUCAAGCCGAAUCUAUAAAAAUGAUCAACGAUUUCAAAGAUCUGACCGAACAAAAACUAGGCACUAUUGGCCUAUCCACACCCCAAGCUUUUAUCAACACCCUAAACGACGAUUCGCCUCAGCCUGAUAUUCAACUCAUUAUAGCCAGAAUUCCUUAUCAAUCUUUGUACCAAACUCGGAAUAAAAAAAGCGCCUUGCAUAAUUUAUACGGCAUGUCUGAAAAAACCAGUGAUUUAUUCGCCCAGUGGAUCAAUAAAACUGACGUUUUACUCAUGAUAUUAGUCAUUUGUCAAGGUAAAAGUAGAGGUUUCAUCGAACUGAAAUCGACGAAUCCCGAAGAUGGCCCAAAAAUACACCCGAAUCUCUUAGGCACGCAAGAGGAUAUCGAUAAAAUGCUCAGAGGAGUUCAUUAUCUUCAGAAAUUCGCCAAAACCGAAGCUGUCGUGAAAGCUGGUUUGGAAUUACAACGUAUCGAUUACGAGGCUUGCAAAGAAUACGAUUUCGAAAGCGACGAUUAUUGGAAAUGCGCUUUUAAUCAAAUUCUAACUGGAUUUUAUCAUCCUGUAGGUAGUGUUAAAAUGGGAGCUGAAAAUGACCCUUCGGCUGUGUUAAAUCCUCGUUUAAAUGUUAAACAAAUACGUAAUUUACGUGUGGUCGAUGGAAGUGCCAUACCUCAAAUUGUUUCCGUCAAUAUUAACCCUAGUAUAAUAGUGUUAGCUGAGAAAGCAGCUGAUAUAAUUAAAGAGGAUUAUGGAAAAAUUCAGAAUACGUGUUUGAAUGAUUCUUGUUUUUAGUUAUUUUAUAAAUGCACAAUUUUUGUACUCUUUUUUGUUUUUCUAAAAAAUAAAAUCAAUCUUUUUUUA